GAGCGCACUCGUGAGGAGAAGGAAGUGUCCGACUUUAAGCCUGAACGGGAGGCAUUUAAAACAUUCUGUUGCCAGUUAUAUAGAGUGUAAAAAUUGAGUUGGCAGAGAGUGAAGUGUAUUUUAGUUGUCGCAAACUAAAUGUACAUUUUACUUUGAAAUACAUGUAUCCUGGCUAACUUUCGGCAGCAGUGUAGCUAGUGAGUUAGCCGGCGAAGCGACAAGUUCGGGAAGGGAGGACGCCCCGGACUGAAUUUGAAACGCUUGGUUACAAAAAGCUGUUGUUAAGGGGAGGCUGGUGGUCGUGGUGAACGGUGACAAAAGCCGCGUGCUGAAUCAUUGGUGACCGAACCAGGGGCUUUCAAACUGUGGAAAAGUUAGUAGGCGCGCGGGGCCUCUGCGGAGGGAGCCGGCGCGAGUCAGCGAGCAAGCGGCGAACAUCAUCAUCAUGUCUGCUCACGCGCAGAUGCGCGCCAUGCUGGACCAGCUCAUGGGCACCAGCCGAGACGGGGACAGCAUGCGACAGAGGAUCAAGUUUACAGACGAAAGGGUGUGUAGAAGUCACCUGUUGAACUCCUGUCCUCAUGAUAUACUAUCUGGCACGCGUAUGGAUCUUGGGGAGUGUGUGAAGGUUCAUGACCUGGCACUCAGAGCCGAUUAUGAGAUCGCCUCCAAACAGCACGAGUACUUCUUUGAGCUUGACGCUGCAGAGCACCUGCAGUCCUUCAUUGCCGACUGUGACCGAAGGACAGAGCUGGCCAAGAAGCGACUGGCAGAGACUCAGGAGGAGAUCAGUGCGGAGGUGGCUGCAAAGGCAGAGCGGGUGCAUGAGCUGAAUGAGGAGAUUGGGAAGUUACUGGCACGGGCGGAGCAGCUUGGGGGUGAAGGAAAUGUGGAAAAGGCCCAGCAAGUGCUGGAGAAGGUGGAGAAAACACGAGCCUUGAAGAGGGAGGCAGAGGAUAUCUACAGGAACUCAAUGCCAGCUUCCAGCUUCCAGCAGCAGAAACUCAGGGUCUGUGAAGUUUGCGCUGCGUACCUCGGUCUGCAUGACAAUGACCGACGCCUGGCUGAUCACUUCGGUGGGAAACUGCACCUAGGCUUCAUCGAAAUUCGGGAGAAGCUGGAGAAGCUGAUGAAAACAGUAGCUGAGAAACAGGAGCGAAUGCAAACGCGCAGGAGAGACGAAAGAGACCGGGAAGAGGAGCGAGAGAGGGGGUGGGAAUUAGACAGAGAGAGAGAGUGGGAGCGAGAGCGCGAAAGGGAAAGAGAGAGAGAACACGAAAGGAACAGGAGGAGGGAUGGAGGAAGCUCCUCCUUGCAUCGCUCCCGGCGCCGUCGCUCCUCCCGUUCACGCGAAGAAGGUGGAGAGAAGAAGGAGAGGGAGAGGAGACACAAGCAUAAAGACAGACAUCGCUCCCGUUCUCACACUCAUCGCUCAAAGAAAAAGAGGUCCUCCAGAGACAGAUCCUCUCACCCCAGGGAGCAUGAUCAUGCCCAGCACCGGGAAAGAGUGAGAGAUACAGGGCUGCGAGGAGGAGAAGGCUUGGAUGACAAUCAACUGGAGAAGGAACGGUCUGCUUCUUCUCCAGAAAUGACCAGAGAGAGAGUGACUGCUCUGGAAAGGGAGAGAUCAGUGUCGUUGGAGAGAGACCAGCGCUCAAGCUCAUCGGAGAAGGAAUCGGGGGAGAUAUAGAUACUGGAUGGGGAGUUUUGUGUACAUACAAUAUAUAUAAAUAGGACAAGGAGUAUACAUUUAAAGAGGUGUGUGUUGGGGAAGGAGAUGACAGGGGAGCCCAAGUAAGAAAAAAAACAGACCAGCUACAGUUUGAUGGAAUACUGUGGACCAGUCAGUGUAGAGAGAAAUUAUCUCACUGACACUGAUUAGACUGAGAAUUAGUUCAAGAAAAUGAAGGAUUGACAUUUUAAGGGGGAAAAAAAAAAAAAAUUCUACCCAAUAGAUGUUUUAGUAUUGUUGGAUUUUUUUAUAAUUAGUUUUUCAUAUUUCCUUAGAUAUGACAUAAUGGUUAUUUCAGCACAUUUAAAUUCAACAGCAAAAUCUGUGCUACGCUUCCUCCGAUGCAAACAUAUACUGAAAACACCUGUGAUGCAUAAGUAUGUACACUGGCUUUUGAUAAGCUCAUACUUAAAUAGCUGAUGUCCACUGAGUGAAAAAAUCUGUGCUACGGGGGAUGUAAAAAUUAUUCUUACAUUCGUAUCAUGUUUGAGCCUUCAGCACAGAAUCUUUGUGUAGCUUGGAAAUUUUCAAGUGACUUGCACGCCUUUUAGUGCAAGCAACAUUAAAGGCGGAGUUCUCAGCCUUUGUUACCUCUUAGCUGAUAUGGCUUUGUGUCUAAAGGGGCUCAUGGGACCUCUACAAGUGUCAGAAGUUUUAUACGUAGUGAAGGAACAAAUUUCUGGAAAAAAAUGUGACAAUUGUAUUAUUUUUGGGAGGAAGCGCUGUGCAUGCGUUCAUGGAUUUCGACUCCUCUGGGGGGGCAAGUUCCAGUGUCAAACGACUACCAAUAAAAGUUCUGAACUGUGUGCCGCUGCCGCCGCCUUGUGCUGGAAACCAGAAUCUGCUCUCAAGUACCGCGCACAGCCGCGUGUUUACGACUUAUUUAAUACUAUUCGUAUGAACACCCAUCUAAUGCAAUUUGCCUUUUUCUCUGGCAUGAAACAUCUACAACGGACAAAAUCCUAAGGGCGAGAGCAACAUAUUAACAAUAGAAACAUUUGUUUUAUGAAUCAGCGCAUCAGAAAAAAUCGCAGCA
Molecule: messenger RNA, 2768 nt
Organism: Scleropages formosus (Asian bonytongue)
Lineage: Eukaryota; Metazoa; Chordata; Actinopteri; Osteoglossiformes; Osteoglossidae
Product: putative RNA-binding protein Luc7-like 2
Exons: 9
Coding region: 446-1690 (414 amino acids)
Biological process (GO): mRNA splice site recognition
Cellular component (GO): U1 snRNP
Molecular function (GO): mRNA binding
Source: RefSeq, a predicted model, not a curated record